AUUUCACAGAUGCAACCAGUUAAAUAUGAAAUAUUUCCACUGUCACCUCUAUCAAAACAUCGAUUAAGUAUAGUGAAGAGAAAAGUUUUAGUAUUAGAUUUAGAUGAAACAUUGAUCCAUUCACAUCAUGAUGGAGUAGCAAGACCAACAGUUAGACCUGGUACACCACCUGAUUUUGUACUAAAGGUGACAAUUGAUCGGCAUCCUGUUAGAUUUUUCGUCCACAAAAGACCGCAUGUUGACUUUUUUUUGGAUAUUGUAAGUCAAUGGUACGAAUUGGUAGUGUUUACAGCAUCAAUGGAAAUAUAUGGAGCUGCAGUUGCUGAUAAAUUGGACAACAAUCGUGGCAUUCUUAGACGUAGAUAUUACAGACAACACUGCACUCCUGAAAUGGGAUCAUAUACUAAGGACUUAGCAGCUAUUUGUUCUGACUUAACGUCAGUUUUUAUACUUGACAAUAGUCCUGGUGCUUACAGAGCUUAUCCA
Molecule: messenger RNA, 486 nt
Organism: Cotesia congregata
Lineage: Eukaryota; Metazoa; Arthropoda; Insecta; Hymenoptera; Braconidae
Source: the annotation of a GenBank genome assembly